CCAGCGCCCAUCAUCCCCAGUGCAGCAGGGAGUUGUCGAUCAGCAACAGCUGGAGACACCCCACCACCACCACCACACCAAAGAGCGGGGUGCACAGGGCUGGCCAUAGGGCAGGCCCCUCUCUUCUAACGCCCAUUCAAAUGAACGAGAAGGGGGUCCUGCACUGGCUGGCUUGCCUCGGGCCCUGCACCCCACCAGGACCCUCUAAGGGCAGGCCGGGGGGGGGGGGCGGCACAGACAGCAUCAAUGCACAGCCACAGAGGAGGCAGGAGAGAAAUGUGGUGACCGGAAGAGGGGAGGAGGACCAGGCCGUCUCUGCAGCCUGGGAAGAUUUCCCCAAAAUGUUUGAAGACUCUGAUCCCAGGCAUGAACUUUGGGAGGAGGAGGAGGAAGAAGAAGAAGAAGAUGAUGAAGAAGAAGAGGAGGAGGAGGAAGAAGAAGAAGAAGAAGAGGAUGCCUCUGAUUCCCCCUCAGAUGACAGUGAGGUCUGCAGCUGCAAUGAACCUGAGGAGUGUGGGAGAUGGGGUCCAGAUCCAGCCUCUGGCCUCUUACGGCAAUGGCACCUCUGGAAACGCCAGCGCUCCCGCCACCGGCAUUUUGCACCGUAUCGUCGUCGGGAUCGAAGUUGCACAGGAAGCAGUCAGUGGGCAGAAGAGACGCCCCCUUGGGGGGAAGAGACGCCCCCUUGGGACUACCCUCCAUCUUCCUGGGUGCGCGAUACAGAAGCAAUCUGCAGGAGAAGUUGGCACUUAACGGAGCAGGCGGCCCUGGCCUCUUCCCGGACCCUCUCCCAUCCUUCCUUCCAGACCUUCUACGAUGCGGUCUCUAUCCCAGGCCACCCUUCCAGUCUCCCUGCGGUGGCAGGCCACGUUCUGCCCUCCAAGUCUGGCCCCAGUGCAGGCUCCCUUCCGCUCGUGGACUGCAGCGGCUUCUACUAUACAGAUCCAACGAUGCCAACAGGACAUCGGAUUUACAAUUGCCUCUCCAGCACCUCCCAGGAAGUCUUCCGCAGCCUGCGUCUCAACACCCCAGCUCCCCUCAUGUCAGUCCAGGAAGCUUCUCCUCCGCCCGGACCCUGUGCCAGCAGCCAGUGGCUUUCAGACCCGGAGUGCAAGGCCAUCUCUGCUCUUCUGGAGCUCCCAGCUGGUAUGCACCACAGCACAGGUGCUGGCCAAUCCCCCCUCUUGCUGGAAGAAGCAGAGGCACACGAGGGGAAAGAGGCCCCGGAUCUGCCGCAGUAGCGGGUGGCCGUUUGGCUCCAAGGCAGCCCCGUCCACGUACCUUGCCGCGAGCCUGGACUGUGGCUUGCCGCCUUGGGCAGCUUGCGUAGGAAGGGUUUGCCCUGCUUGGGCGUGAGGCGGCCAGCCCUUCCCAAAGGGCUGCUUUCUUUUGGAGCCAAAAGGGGCGGAAGCGCUCCGUCCCUGGGCCACCUUUUGCUUGGCCUAGGCUGGGAAGAAGUGGGUGGGAAGAUCUCCUCCCGGGGUGGCAGAAUCCCCACAAGGCCCUCUUGCACAGAGAGCUGCCUGAGGUUUGAGCCUGGGAGUGCCCAGGCCCCCCACUGCCCACCCCCCAAGUGAAGGCAGCGGGUCCUGCCGAGAGGGGACCGUUUGGAGUCCUGGUUGGCUCCGGUGACGGUGGUUUGGUUUGGUGGAGCAGAGUGCAGUGUGGCCCCCGGCCUGGGAGGAUCUGGGAAGGGCCUUCUGUGUCCCGGCUGAGCCAAGAAACACGGGAUUGAGGCUGGCUGGCCCACUCUGUCCGUUCUUGUUCGGUUUUGUGUUUGUGUUUUUUCCUGUUCCUAAAAGUUAAACCAGGAGAGUGUCUCCUGGGAAAUAAAGUUCCGUUGAGAAGAUG
Molecule: messenger RNA, 1851 nt
Organism: Hemicordylus capensis (graceful crag lizard)
Lineage: Eukaryota; Metazoa; Chordata; Lepidosauria; Squamata; Cordylidae
Gene: SAP25
Product: Sin3A associated protein 25
Exons: 7
Coding region: 141-1241 (366 amino acids)
Biological process (GO): regulation of DNA-templated transcription
Cellular component (GO): nucleus; cytoplasm
Source: RefSeq, a predicted model, not a curated record